CUCGUCAGUCAUGACUCAAGAAUGAUGAAGACGCUCUGCAGCUUUCUUUGACCUGAUCAAGAGUUCAAGCGUCAGUCUUUGGAGCAUCAACUGGCCAACUACAAGGACGUCUGCGCGUCGUGUUGCGCGCCAGAAGGAAUAUGCUUGGGCCUUAAUAGGGUUCUUCUGUCUAGGCAAAAGAGAUUAUAACAGCAGACUUUGCGCUUGCCGUGGUUCGGUUGGAAGCAAAGAGCUCGGCGGAGUUUUGGAUUGGGGACUGUCUUAGUGUCAUGCUUCCAACUUCAUCAAUCCAAUGGUUGAGGAUUGGAGGACAUAGAGAUUCCGUUUGUGAGCCUAGGUUUGAGGGGACAAAGUUGCAGUGCGAUUCUGUCGAUGUAACCAGAUUUCGUUGCUCUUGAUGAUUUCAGCACCCCAAUAAUGUACGUUAGAUUGUGAGCAGCAGUUGCAGCACAGGCAGCGGUUAUGCUUUCCCAUCGAGGGUUUCACCAAGAGGCAGCCUUUGCAAGUAAUUUCUUAGUCAACAAGCUUGUUCUUGAAUAGACAUCCCUGAUCAAGCUUUGAGCUGCUUGGUCCUCUUCUGAACCACUUUCACUGAAAUACAGCUUAUCUUAGUUGCGGUGGAGCACCUAUGUGAACAGGAGCCUGUCGCCAGAGCAAGUAGAAAGAGGGGUCUAUUUGGGCCCCAGGCAUGGCGUCGGGGGACGUGGAGCUGAAGUUUCGGAUGACGGAUGGGUCUGACAUUGGUCCAAAUAAGUACUCGUCGUCCGAAACGGUGCAGGCUCUCAAGGAAGCUAUCAUUGAGAACUGGCCGCAAGGCAAAGAAGGCUGCCCCAAGAGCGUACAGGAUGUGAAGCUGAUACACGCCGGCAAGGUGCUCGACAACGCUCGGACCCUGGGGGAGUCUCGAGUGCCGGUUGCCGAGACGGGGAAUCUGAUAACUAUGCACGUAGUCAUUCGGCCACAGGUUGCGGAGCCAAAAGCUGCAGCGAAAGAGGGGCAGGAGCCGAAGAAGGGCGGAUGCGGGGGCUGCUGCAUCUUGUAAAGAACGAAGGGUUUCAACAGAGUUGCGGGGGAUGACCAUACGGUAUGGUUAAGAGGGGUUUGGUCAAACCUGGCCUCAUUCGGGUUGGCUCCGGUUAGGACGACUCUCAAAUAUGCAAGGGUGCCGGCCUGGGGGCCAAUAUAGCCGUGCUCGAGAACGUCCUUUCUCGCGGGAAAGGGUUUGAGGCAAGGGGAGAGUCGGCCGUCGGGUAACAUGGCGCUGAUGUCAUACCAGCGAAGAUGACGUUUUCGGGGGGUUAGCGGAGAGCAGCAACUGGGGCUGUUGGGGGCAGGCUUAGUAGUGCUACGGAGGUAACUCGGUGAGCGGGAUGUGAGAGGCGAGGCCACCACUGAUUGGCGGGUGGAGAUGAUGUCGGAUUGAUGCGUGCAUUUGGAUGCUCACUGUGUGGAUGGGUCAAGAGGCGGCCUGCCAUUGUCGAAGCAUCCAUGCGCGUCUCUUGGGCGAGGGCGAGCGGAUUGCCACUUUGAGCCCAACUAGAAUGUAAUUGAACAAGUGGAGCUUGUUCCGGUCGUUUCUCGCCUUCAAAUCAUCGUACAUACUGGAAAUAACGUUGCAGCAAGUAUAGGUUCCAAGUCGGGUAUAAGGAGUAUAGGAUUUGUUAGAUUGUUAUUAACGUGUUUUGUAAAUCGGGAUUGUCAUCCAUGUAAGCUCCGAGUCAGUGGGCCCACAAGCGAACUUUCAAGACCAUGCUAAAAUAGAGAACAAACGAGGCUUGCAAUCGUGGUUGAACAAAUUUGAAUGGCGGCCCUGCCGCGGCUUGGCUGCUCAUAGUUCUAGCUCUUUGCCAGGCUUCAGCUCCAUGCAUCCGACCCA
Messenger RNA from Klebsormidium nitens, 1876 nucleotides. Lineage: Eukaryota; Viridiplantae; Streptophyta; Klebsormidiophyceae; Klebsormidiales; Klebsormidiaceae. The record is from the annotation of a GenBank genome assembly.